This is a messenger RNA of Electrophorus electricus (electric eel), 3023 nucleotides long. RefSeq names its product syntabulin (syntaxin-interacting) (gene sybu). Gene Ontology annotation, biological process: axonal transport of mitochondrion; synapse maturation. The record is from RefSeq and is a predicted model, not a curated record. Gene Ontology annotation, cellular component: cytoplasmic microtubule. Lineage: Eukaryota; Metazoa; Chordata; Actinopteri; Gymnotiformes; Gymnotidae.
UCAGCACCAUGGAGAGCCGACGCCACGGUCAGCCGCGACCUAUUCUCAUCGUUCUAAUUUUAUAUUAGCGACGUCUCUACAUAGACUGCGCAUAAACCCAAGAUGUAACAGGAGCCUUUCUGAAAUCGGUAACCUACUGGUGAAGUAGGAGUUAACGCUUGCUGUAUUACAUAACACAUUUGGGACAUUAGUCAUAUUUACGUCGGACUAGCGUAGCUGUGAGUCUCGGUCUAUUCAUGUGCUGUGUGAUUUGACCAAUAAUAGCAAAAGUGACCAUCCCGUUGACCAAUGUAAGAAAUGUAAGAGACAACACGGUCAAACUAAAACACGGGAAGAACGCUGGGCGCACAUACUGCUGUUCCAAAAUCCUCUUUGCAUCGUCUCUCUCAAGUCUCACUAGAAGAGACCCGCUUCUCAUAAGACCUACUGAGACCGUAAGUGUUUUCUGACUCAAGUAUGGGACCAUUCCAGGAAUACGAGGUGAAGAAGGCAUCAGGGAAGGGCAGCACUCGCAGUCGCAUCCCCCGCCCUGUCCUUCAGCCUUUCAAUUCUAAAGGGUCACCAAUUUCUGAGCUGCCCUUUUCUGAGGAGGAGAGUAAAUGCCAUGACAUCAGUACAGAACACUCGAAGAGAACUAUCAGUCCUAACAGCUUUUCAUCAGAUGACACUGGAUGCCCAAGCAGUCAGUGUGCAUCCCCAGUCAAGAUGGCCUCUGGCUGGGAGAACAGCCCUGAAGGUUCACCCCCAGCAAGGGAUCGCAAGGCUAAGGUCAAGAGGGUCCGAGUUAGUAUGAUGGCUGAGUGGACUCCCCCCACACAGAAGCAUAAGAGAGAGCAGCAGCAUCACUCUGCAUCGCACAGAGGAAGUGAGGCAGACUUCAAGACCCAUGAGAUUCUGGCCAACAGCUCCACCGUGAAGAAGAGUUGCUCGGCCCGCAGUCAUGUGCCCCACAUCAGGAAGCAGCCUGUGUUUAAGCCUCCAGGAAGCUCCAUUGCCCCACGCACAGCAGAACUAUAUACUCCCUACAGGACACCCCCCAAAACUCCCUUGUGUUCAACCAUCAGCAGCAACUCUAGCCCCACCAGCAGAAGAACUACUUCUGGGUGUUACCGAUCAUGCGGAGACAAUCAUGGCAUCAAUCCCCCCAACCCAGAGCAAUACCUAACCCCUCUACAACAAAAAGAAGUCACCAUUCGGCACCUGAAGACUAAACUUAAGGAGUCUGAGCAAACGCUUCAUGCCCGUGACUCUGAAAUCCAAGAAUUGAAUUCCCAGCUGGGACGGAUGCGUGAGGACUGGAUUGAGGAGGAAUGCCAUCGUGUGGAAGCACAGCUGGCUCUCAAGGAGGCACGCAAAGAGAUAAAACAGCUACGACAAGUUGUAGAGACCAUGAAGAACAGUCUGAUGGAGAAGGACAAGGGCAUCCAAAAGUAUUUCAUUGAUAUCAACAUCCAGAACAGGAAAUUGGAGUCCUUGCUGCAUAGCAUGGAGCUAGCCCAAAGUGGUGCCAGUUUGCAUGAUGAGCCCACUCUUGACUUCAUUGCUCACUCUCCUGAAAGGCCCCAUGCAGACAAACUGGAGGAGGAGCUUCAGGUGGAUGAUGAGGUGCUGGAAGAGAUGGUUGACAGUGGGCUGCCAGUAAAUGAUGAGAUGGCAAACCAAAUGGACAACCUGGAACAGGCCCUAUUGUCCACAGUAGUCGACUCUGGCCAAGACUGCAGUACCAAGCUCAUGAACCAGCCAAAACAAUCUACCAUUGUACAGGGUGCCUCAAAGGACACAGAGAAGAGCACAAAAGAUGAAAUCUCUAGAGAGGCAUCUGCUGAAGAGCAACAUGAGGAGAAGGCAGUGCAGACUGAGGAGGUCUUAUCUAGCCCUGACCUCCAGGCCCUGCUCUUGCAGCUGCUAAAGUUCCAGAACAAUGGGCUCUCCAGCCUGAUGACCCCUUCUACCAAAAUCCUCCAGAGGUUACCCAAAGCACAGAAAACCAACAUGCCCCAAGAAAAAACAGUUUUUCCAGUCCCCAGCUCAGAAAAUGGGGUUGGCCAAAUUCUGAAUGAUUCAACUCCAGACAAGUUGGUGAUUUCUCAAGACCCAGGUGGUUCAAAUCAAAGUUACUUGAAGGCUGAAAUGGAUCCAGUGUUCAUGGAAGAGCUAGACUUUGAUGCAAAGGAUGCUUCCAGCAGUGCUAAUAUGGCUGUGGUGGCGAAAAACCACUGGAGCAACAAUUUCUUGGUUGAUUUGGUUGCUGUAGCAGCACCUGUUCUUCCCACUGUGGCCUGGCUGUACUCACAGCAUGGUGUUGUUGGUGGGGCACCAGUCUACAAUAUUGUGGCAUUGAUUCGUGGGUGUUGCAUUAUGGGAUUGCACUCUCUUCGUCAUGUCACACAUGGGCCUCACAUGUAAUGGUCCUUCACAUAUGUAAUAAACACUUAGACAUUAAAGUACUUUGGUUUUGUACACUUUAUAUAUAUUUUUUCUUUUAGUUCCCACACCUGCUUUGCACCGUGUAUAUUUGCCAUACUUUUUGGGCAAAAUGGUAAACUUGAAGGAAUUUGUUUUUGUUUUUGUUGUAAGUUUGUUGUACUGCUCUUUGCUAUGACUUGAUCAUCUGGGUAGUUGGUCAUGUUCCUACUGUAUUUAUCAAGUUUGUAUUCCUGAAUAACUAAAAGCCAAAGUUUGGUCAGUAUUUGUGUUCAGUGAAGAUGGAUUUUCCCCUCUUGAGUUAUAGCAUUUUACGUUUCUCUCAGUGAACUUGCCUAAUUGCUAAAGAUGGUCAUUGCUAUAGUACAAAUAUUAUAUGCCUGAGCUACAUGCAGUAUUUGUAUCAGAUGUCAUAUUUAUUAUUAAAGCAUGGUAACCCAAUUCAUGCUUGAAAUUUUAUUUUUUUAAAUUGUGGUAGGAAUGGCUUUAGUCUGCUAAGUCAUUAUUUAAAUCAUGUGUUGCUUCAGGUAAAGAAAGAAAUUAGUGACCUGUGAUCUAAAGUAAGCCCUUUCAUGUGUGAAAUAUGGCUGAAAAAUAAA